Ostertagia ostertagi is the source of this 1332-nucleotide messenger RNA. The record is from the annotation of a GenBank genome assembly. NCBI's taxonomy places the organism in Eukaryota, Metazoa, Nematoda, Chromadorea, Rhabditida, Trichostrongylidae.
AUGGCGAUGAACAUUCCGAAGUCCGGCUACAAUCGUUUUAUGAAAGAAGGGGCACAGCACUUCAAAGGUACUGAUGAGGCUGUGCUGCGAAAUAUUGAGGCUUGUGUGGAAUUGGCGUCACAGCUGAGAUCAGCUUAUGGACCAAAUGGCAUGAACAAAAUGGUUAUCAAUCACAUCGAGAAAUUGUUCGUAACAAAUGAUGCCGCUACAAUUCUGAAAGAGCUCGAUAUACAACAUCCGGCUGCUAAAAUUAUAAUUAUGGCAAGUCAAAUGCAGGAGAAGCAGGUGGGAGACAACACAAACACUGUGGUAGUGCUGGCCGCUGCUCUUCUUGAACAUGCCGCUCAGCUAAUCAGCAUGAAGUUGCUUCUGGAUACGAACAGGCAGCCGAGAAAGGCGCUUGAUAUUCUUCCAAACCUGGUGAUCAAGGAGGCAACAGAUCUAAGAGACAUUUCAACGGUUAAGAAGCUUCUACGCUCUGCAAUAACCUCAAAGCAAUACGAUAAUGAAGAGGUCAUUGCUGAUUUAGUGUCGAAAGCUUGUGUGCUGACAGUGCCAAAAAACAGUUUCAAUUUCAACGUCGAUAAUAUCAGAAUCUGUAAAAUUUUGGGAUCAGGCGUGAGUACAUCAAUGGGUACUGUCCUGAUAGAGAAUGCAGAGGAACUUAUGGGCUUUGCAAAGGGAGAAGAAAGUGAAGUGGAAAACCAAGUGAAGGCUCUUGCGGACAGCGGAGUUCAGGUUGUUGUUGCUGCUGGCAAGUUUGGUGAUUUGUACUUGCAUUUCCUCAACAAAUAUAAAAUCAUGGCAGUUAGGCUCACAUCAAAGUUUGACCUACGUCGCCUGUGUCGAACUGUGGGUGCGCAAGCGCAAGCGAGAAUUUGUGCUCCAGCUGUUAAUUUGCUGGGAACUUGUGACUCAGUUCAUGUGAAGGAAAUCGGUGAUGAAAACGUGGUGGUUUUCGACAACAAGGGAGAAAGAGGAAAUGUAGCUACUAUCAUAAUUCGUGGGUCAAGCCAAUCUCGCAUAGAUGAUGUUGAGCGAGCUGUAGAUGAUGCAGUGAAUACAUAUAAAUGCCUUACCAAGGACGGCAGGCUUCAUUCCUGCGCCUGCGCUGUCGAAAUCGCAAUAGCUCGUCAAAUUCUGAGAUCCUUACCAGGUGAAAAGUGUUCAGGGCUGGAACAGUAUGCUAUCAAGAAGUUCGCUUAUGCCCUUGAAACCCUGCCAAAAUGUCUGGCUGAGAACGCAGGCAUCAAUCUACGGAUAAUCCUUACGAAGUUAUACGAGCUCAUGAAUCUGGACAACAAAAUGCCGGCAUUGAUAUUUGGAAGCAUG